Dendronephthya gigantea is the source of this 2384-nucleotide messenger RNA. Its product is annotated as myogenesis-regulating glycosidase-like. The transcript has a single exon. Gene Ontology annotation, biological process: carbohydrate metabolic process. Bases 155 to 2242 code for a protein of 695 amino acids. The record is from RefSeq and is a predicted model, not a curated record. NCBI's taxonomy places the organism in Eukaryota, Metazoa, Cnidaria, Anthozoa, Malacalcyonacea, Nephtheidae. Gene Ontology annotation, molecular function: hydrolase activity, hydrolyzing O-glycosyl compounds.
GCUGAUCCCAUUUCGGUAGUACGUAGUAGCGUAAAUUCCUCAUCCAUCAAGAUUUCACAAACAAGGUAAACCCCAAGAAUUCUCAUCUCAUGCAAAGUGUGAGGUGUCUUCCCCCCUCCAAACAUCAGACCAGCGCAGUGUUUUUGAAAUCAAGAUGGCUGUUGCGUUUACGCGAAGCGAAACACCUGGUACAGAAGCGGCGACGUUAUUUUACGGCAACGAAAGAGAUGCAGACACGCUCUCUAUCAAGGAUGAUGGAAUACGAACAACAGAGGGCAGAAAUCGAGCUUUGUUUGCUUGGGAAACCCGUUCCCUUGUAAGAAGACGAAUUUUGCAAGUUGUUAUUGGUAUCCUUGGCGUUAUACUGAUUGUAUUAAUUAUAUUGGCUUUUAAAUUAAGAGUUUCAGAUAGCAAACACGACAAUAACGUCUCCUACUUUGGUACAGCAAGGUUCAGUCUUAAAGACAAACAGAUCGAUUUUAAAAAUGCGACCGAUCAAUAUGCGCUUACUGCCCAAGUCGGCCUAAAAAUGACUUCAAACUUAACACAAACACACAGCAAGUCUAAAUACGUCGCACCUGAUGGAGUGUCUUUGACGUUGACACAAGAAUCAAAUCUCACGUUUGCUGUGAAUUGGACGAGUUCUUCUAAUAAACCUAUCGUGUUUAUGGAUUGUUUUGUUUUGGCCGGGUCCCAUUGGUACGGUGGUGCUGAACUUUACUGGCAGAAAUGGCCGAUGGAAAAGGUGCAAGUUAACAUGAUGCAAUAUGUCCCUCAAAGCCUUCCUGCUUCCCAUAAAGAAUCCAAAGCAACCUUUGGUCCUGUAUUGGAACGAUAUUGGCUCAGUUCUAAUGGAAUUGCAAUUAUAGUUGACAAAUCUGUACCGCUGCACGUUAGCAUCAAUGAAAACAACAAUGGAAUGUUGUGUUUAAAAUCUGACCCGACAGGUUACCUUCAACCGGUAGUAUCCUAUCUUGCAUACAGAGUUCUAUCUGGAUAUAACCUCAGAGACUUGCAUUUGAGGGUGAUUAGGAAGUUCCUAGGUAAGCCUAGUGUUGUUCCAAACGAGGCCCUGAUUAAGAAACCCUCGUGGAUAAUUAGCAGCGAAUCUGAUAAUAUAUCAAAGGAUAUUGCAGAUUUGGAGGGUAAGAUUCUGAAGUCUUAUUCAUGUGGAAAUGUGGUCAUCAGUGGUAAAAAUUGGGAACAAUUUAAUUCUAGAGUGGAAAGAAAGGAGAUUAAUGAACUAAGAUUUAGUAAAUUGCAUUGUAAUGUGUCAAUGAAUGUUAACCCCUACCUCCAAAUUACUUCAAAGAUGUUCUCAGAAGCUGCCGAGAAGGGCAAUCUUCUAAACGAUUGUGGAGGAGAAGUCCCAGGCCUCAUCAAAUGGAGAAACUCACUCUCGGCUUGCAUUGACCUGUUGCAAGAAAAUGCCACAAAAUGGUUUAAAAGAAAGUUGGUUAACUUGACUAAGAACAAUGGCAUUGAUUCAUUUGGCUUUUAUGGAGGGGAUGUCAGCCAUCUACCUUCUUGUUAUAAUUUUCACAAUACGUCUAUGGAUCCUGGUCGCUUCUCGAUUGAGUAUGCAAACUUUGCAGCCAGCAUGGCAGGCAUAAAUGUUCAUAUUGGUCAUCAAACUCAAACACUCCCAAUUUUUGUAGGAAUGAAGAGUAAAGAACCAACUUGGGAUGGUUUAAGGACUUUGAUCCCAACUCUGUUGACCUUUGGCAUCAUGGGAUACCCUUAUGUUUUGCCAUCAGUGAUUGGUGGUCUCCAUGGUGAUGUGGACAAGGAACUUUACAUUCGUUGGAUGCAAGUUAGCAUGUUCCUUCCGAGUGUACAGUUUGACAGGGCACCAUGGGAUAUUGGCUUCAACCAGUCAUCACAAAUCAUCAAGAAUCUGUUUAAAAAGCGAAAAGAUUUAUCCCCUGUCAUAAUGGAUGCUUUUAAAAAUGUCACCCUGACUGGCGCGCCUAUCAUUCGCCCACUAUGGUGGGUUGCGCCGACAGAUCCGGAUGCCUUGAAGAAUGACUCACAGUUCAUGUUGGGAGAUACCUACCUUGUUGCACCCGUGUUGGAAAGUAAAAAGACUACAAUGUCUGUUUAUUUACCAGCUGGCUGUUGGAAAGCACAGUUUAACAGUUACAAUGUAUUUGGUAAAAAGAAUAUUGGAAUAUCAGUGAACGUUGAUGUUAGUAGUUGGGACACUCUGGUCUACUAUAAACGCUUGGAACUGUGUAAAUAGAAACAGCGAGAAUUUUUGCAAAAUCAAUUUAAAUUUAGAACCAAAUAAUAGGUAGCUUAAGUUGUGUUCACAUGAUCCAAUUCACUUCUGGUGGAUGGAAUGAAGUAGGUUAUUGAUAAAGCAGUACUGUGUUGGUUUAGGU